CCCAUGUCUUGACACUAUGAUCUAGGUCCUAUCUUUGAUGAGGAGGACGAACCUGGUCCAGUCUUUGAUGAAGAAGCAACAAGCAUCACAUCCAUUGCUAUGGAGAACUAUCUAUGCUUUGAUCCCGGCACAACUCCUGCCCCUUUACCUCCUGAUCUUCAAGAGCACUUGUUUGUUUUGAGUAUCCAGGAAAGACAGGUUCAGCCUCUGAAUGAAAGCAUUGGGCGUGCCCAACAACCUCAGAUUUGGAGAAGCUUUGUUGUUCAAACCGACUACCUUGGUGCCAGCAACAGAGGUUCAGUCCAAGAAGGAUAUCUCAACAGUCCGAAGGUCUUUUGUCUUGAAUCCAAUUUUACAAGAAAGCCAACUCAUCAAGGAUUCACUGAGGCUUGUAAUCGCAUGAAAAGCUUCACUGAUGAAGACGUUAUGAAUUUUCCAAACCGGAGGUUCUUCAGUCCAUCUAUCCGCGAGUACCAGAUUUCUAAAGGAGAUUCAUGCCCCAGAAAGAAUCGGCCUGAGCCAAAACCGAUCCUCCAUGAACCAAAGGUGUUUCCUCAGUCAUUCUCCUGUCUAAACCAAAAGCACUGUAAGGAUCAUGAGUUGAUUGCCUCUACUCUUCCUGAAAAUGUUUUGAAAACGAGAAUUUCAAAAAGAAAACAUAUUCUUACUUGGUUGAAAACCGUUUUGCUCAAACCUUUUCAUGAAUUGAUUUCAUUGAGCUGUGCUUUGAAAGAGAUUUGGUGCAGGAAAGAGCAUGAACUAAAAUUUCUUAGGCCAAAGAAUUCUUUUGAUUUCGUUCAUGAUGAUAAUUUUUCAAAUUUGGCAUUGUCUCUUUCUUUCCAUAACAGUUUCUCACUUUGGCCUGAUUUUGAGAUUGAUAAAUCGAUUUUUGGCAACCAGCUUACUUGCUUAAUGCUUGCCCACGUCCUUGAUGAUUAUCCUAAGGGCAUGGAUCCUGAUUUUGAUGUCUUAAGGAUAGAGAAACCCUUUGAUUAUUUCUUUGGCAGAUUUGAUGUGGUUUCUCUAGUUGCUUUGAAUAAACAGGAUAAGCAUGAUCAGUUUAUAAGCAGAGCAAGCACCAAUGGACGCCAAAGUACUUGGAAUUCCUUGAUGAAAAUGACUUCAAAACUCCAAGGAAGUUUCUGUCCAUAUUUUUCAUUCCCUGAAUUUUCCAUGAAUUUUAAUUCAUUUGUAUCUGAUUCAUCUCUUUUUGAUAUAGGUACUUUGGAUUUGAGGACAAAUCCUUUUGAAGAAGGAGGGAAUGAUAGACCGCGGUCCACGGCUCAGUACAUGGAGCCGAACCAGCCUGGAGACCAGAACGUUCUGAACAUUUCAACCGAGGUUCAUGUUUUUCACCGUACCGGACAGACUGACCGUGCAGUGUACUGGACCGUCCCGCAUACGUCCGGAAAGGAGCUUUGGCUGGAACCAUGGCCAGAUGACCGAUCUGACCAUACUGGGGCUUGUCUUUCCCGUCCAACUUCACUUUUGAAGACAUAUGGUCGAGCUAGAAUCCACUUUGGACGAGCUGGACGAGGUAACACUUACUUGGGCGAGCUAGAUGAGCUGAGUGAGCUGAGUGACACUACUCUGGAGCUGGAUGAGCUGAGUGAGCAAAAUGAUACUAGCUUGGAGCUGAAUGAGCUAAGUAACACUGAAGAUGGAGCUGGUUCAGCUGCUGGGCGAAAUGGGCCUUUUCAGCCUAAAGAAAAGUUCAUAAAAAGUUCAUUAUGGGAUUGUUUCUUUCCAAAUUCGACCAGCCCUUUUCUCAGUCCAUUUCAAGCACAUUCUCAUCAAGAAUACCAAGAGGGAGUCAGCAAGGAAGUCUUGGUCGUGCAUGGGAAAAAGAAUUCAACAAAAAUCAUUAAUUUCGGUCUUUAGUCAAAGUCUUCAUUUCUAGUUUCUAUGUCUUGUUUUUAGCACAUUCUUCUUUGGAUUUCUACAACUUGUAAUCCUAUAAAUAAGGCCUUAGAGCCACGAAAUAAGACAGAUUGUUUUCCCCU
This is a messenger RNA of Brassica rapa (field mustard), 2003 nucleotides long. RefSeq lists its product as uncharacterized. The record is from RefSeq and is a predicted model, not a curated record. NCBI's taxonomy places the organism in Eukaryota, Viridiplantae, Streptophyta, Magnoliopsida, Brassicales, Brassicaceae.